Brassica oleracea var. oleracea is the source of this 1242-nucleotide messenger RNA. RefSeq lists its product as uncharacterized. The coding region runs from base 1 to 1242 and encodes 413 amino acids. The record is from RefSeq and is a predicted model, not a curated record. The transcript has 2 exons. Lineage: Eukaryota; Viridiplantae; Streptophyta; Magnoliopsida; Brassicales; Brassicaceae.
AUGGCGAUGGAUGAGCGCGACGAGCUAUUCGAAGCCGUUCGAAGAAAAGCCGUGCCCCAGGGGCUACCCGGUGACUUGCGAAGCCCAGAAACUAAACUACAUCAGAUCCACACCAUAUUCGGGGGACUGGAGGCAGGUGAUGUAAGCCACCCCGCCGUCAAGGAAAAUACCAACGGUGUAGGGGACGACCCUGAAAGCAUCAAGUCGGAACACCCUGGAACCGACAAGAUAGGCUUCACUUUCGAAGAACGAGAGAAGGUCUUGGCUCCACAUCAUGACGCCCUUGUCAUCUCGCUUACUAUAGCGAACUGUCUGGUCAAGAGGAUACUGGUGGACAGUGGUAGCUCUUGUAACAUCAUCUUCCAGGCUGCAUAUCAAGGUCUAGGGCUGGAGGAGAAUGCCCUGAUACGAAAAGCGACCCCCCUCAUCGGGUUCAGCGGAGAAAUCAAACGAACAACGGGGGAAACCAUCCUCCCUACCUACGCUGAAGGAGUCAGCUUACACACCAAGUUCUCGGUCGUUAACUGCCACUCUUCCUAUAACGGGAUUCUGGGCCGAGCAUGGAUUCACAACAUGGGGGCGGUCCCCUCAACUCUCCAUCAGAUAAUAAAAUUCCCCACACCCUGGGGCAUUAGAGCGAUUAAAGGAGAUCAGGAAAUCGCUCGCCACUGCUACCAGGUCGCUCUAAAGAAACGGGCUGAGGUAGCUCCACCCUCGCAAAGCAAGCCUUGGGCUCCACAUACGGAAGAACCAGCGAUUGAAGAUAUGGAUGACGUGCCGUUGAUCGAAGGAAACUGGACCCGUAACCUCGAGAUCGGCUCCAAACUCUCUGAGGGGCUGAGAAGAAGGCUGAUAGACUUCCUUAGAUCAAACUCCGAUUGCUUCGCGUGGUCCCACUUGGAUAUGCCCGGGAUCGACCCAGAGAUCAUUAUGCACCAGCUGCAAUAUCCAGAAUGGCUGGCCAACGUGGUCGUAGUCAGAAAAAAGAAUGGAAAAUGGCGAGUCUGCAUUGUUUUCACGGACCUCAACAAGUCUUGUCCAAUGGACCCCUUCCCUCUGGCUCACAUUGAUAAGCUUGUCGAUGCCACAGCUGGACACCAACUAAUGAGCUUCAUGGAUGCCUUCUCCGGCUAUAACCAAAUACUCAUGCAUCUCGAAGACCAAGAGAAGACCUCCUUCAUGACGUCCCGAGGGAUCUAUUGCUACAAGGUCAUGCCCUUCGGUCUGAAGAACACCGGAUAG